CACAAGGCUGGAAAAAAUCAGUUCAAAAUUGUUAUAUACAUAUAAAUCCCAUAAUGGACGGAGAUCAGAUCCGGAGGAGCAGUAGUGACCAGGAGUUGGAAUACAGUCGAUGCCGUCGCGAUGGCGUUCAUUAUGCCACAAUCGCAGAAUUUCUGGCCAGUCUUAAUAUAAAUGACACCAAACUGGGCUCGGUUCAGGGUGUCAGGACCCUUAGUCUAGAGGACUACCUAAAAACCAUGAGAUUUGGAGAAAAACAGUCGGGAGAUGGAUCUAUACCCUUUGGAACCAGGAAAAUCAGAAAGAAAACGAUGCAGGAUAUCAGCAGGAAAAGGCAGAAAGAUUCAAAUUGUCCCAACAAUUCCAAGCUAAUAUCUCAGUACUCCGAACCAAUUUGGAUCUAA
Drosophila rhopaloa is the source of this 401-nucleotide messenger RNA. RefSeq lists its product as uncharacterized. The transcript has a single exon. The record is from RefSeq and is a predicted model, not a curated record. Lineage: Eukaryota; Metazoa; Arthropoda; Insecta; Diptera; Drosophilidae. The coding region runs from base 54 to 401 and encodes 115 amino acids.